Messenger RNA from Cuscuta campestris, 2101 nucleotides. NCBI's taxonomy places the organism in Eukaryota, Viridiplantae, Streptophyta, Magnoliopsida, Solanales, Convolvulaceae. The record is from the annotation of a GenBank genome assembly.
CCGCUAACAAUUUUCAAGUCUUUUUUUAAUUUUCUGGGUCAUGCCAUUGAAUGUCUUUAAGGCUCUUCCCUUUGUGGGCAUGUAAAAAGGAUGAAUUUUGCGGUGAUGGGAGAGAAUUGGAAGAGGGAUUUCGUGACAGAGGCCAAGAAACAACUGUGGAUUGCUUUUCCACUGUUUUUCGCUGCGGUCUUACAGUUCCUGCUGCAAGUUAUAUCGGUUAUGUUUGUCGGCCGUCUUGGACAAUCAACCCUUGGUGGCGCCUCGUUAUCCAUCUUUUUUGCAUCCGUCACGGGUUUCACGGUUUUGAUGGGAUUGGCUGGACACACUCUGCGGUCAGUCGUUCGGAGCGCAGAAGCUUCAUAUGGUUGGCAUACAUACACAGCGGGCAAUGGUUGUCCUCUUGUCAGUAUGCAUUGUUAUUGCUGCACUAUGGGCCAACACAGAACGCAUUCUGAUCUUCAUGCAUCAAAAUCACGAGAUGUCAAGGGUAGCCGGGGUCUAUUCGUAUUACAUGAUCCCGAGCUUGUUUGCAUACGCCAUCCUCCAGUGUCUCACAAAGUUCUUGCAGACACAAAACAACGUUUAUCCGAUGAUGCUCACCUCCAUUGUGACAACAUUGUUCCAUGCUGUUGUGUGCUGGGUUUUAGUUUUCAAAUCUGGUCUGGGAUAUAGAGGAGCGGCAUUGGCAAACUCGAUCUCAUACUGGCUCAAUGUAGCGUUGUUAGUCGGCUACAUAAAAUGCUCUCCGUCUUUUAGAGAAACAUGGACAGGGUUUUCCAGAGAAGCCGUUCGAAACAUCCCCACAUUCCUCAAAAUCGCGAUACCUUCAACAUUUAUGCUAUGGUGGUACAUGAUUUGAAUGCACCGCCACAUUUUUUAUUAUGAAAUCUUUCCAGAGUUUAAGUAAUUUUAGUGUUGCUGGCCAGAAACUUGUUUUGUAACACUUCUUGUUCUUCCUUUCCUUCAUCGUGAAUAGCUUAAAAUGUUGGACGUUUGAGAUUGUUCUUAUUCUUAGCGGCCUACUGCCCAAUCCCAAGCUGGAGACAUCAGUGAUGUCUAUUUGUCUGAACACAUCUAGCUUGGUAUGGAUGCUUCCAUUUGGCCUCAGCGCUGCAAUCAGCACUCGGGUCUCGAAUGAACUAGGAGCAAACCAACCAAAUGCUGCAAAGUUGGCCACUCGAGUGGUCAUGUUCAUGGCGCUGGCACAAGGCAUUCUUGUUGCGGCGUGCAUGAUUUCGCUGCGCAAUCUGUGGGGCCAUGUGUACAGCAACGAAAAGGAUGUCAUAAGUCAUGUAGCCGCCAUGAUGCCACUACUUGCUGUCGCUAGCUUCCUCGAUGGAAUCCAGAGCGUGUUCUCUGGCAUUGCUAGAGGAAGUGGAUGGCAGAAAAUAGGCACAAUGAUCAAUCUGGGGUCGUACUAUAUAAUAGGUGUUCCAUGCGCCGUUGUUCUCGGAUUCGUUGUACACCUUAAAAGCAAGGGUCUUUGGAUUGGCGUUAUAUCGGCAUUUGCAUUGCAAGUCCUUAGUUUUCUUAUCUUCACAGUUCGCACGAACUGGGAACAAGAGGCUAGUAAGGCUGGUAUAAGAGUUCAAACCCAAAGCGUUGUGGUGGGAGGCAACAACGAUGUCAUCACAGAAAGUCCGGUUUAGUUGAACGCCAUAGGAUUGCAAAUGAGAUUGAUUGGAUUGAACAAAGUGAGCUGUUUGAUGUGUAAAUGAGUAGUAAUCUUUUAUACUACCAACUCUUAUUUUGAGUCAGGGGAGCAGCAGAUGAGAUGCUUAGUUUUCAGCCAAUUAAGCCAUUUUUGUUUCUUCCAUACAAGUGCAGGUUGCAUAUUUCUUGUCCAGAAAUGUGGAUGAAAUGACCACCAGCUUUGCUUUGCUUUGCUUGUUUCUUAGUAUUACACAGUGCUAGGUUUGAAUCAGGGAGGGAUUUUGGUCUUUUGUUUUAUUGUUUUAGUUUUAAGAGUGCAUCUAACCAAGUUGUGAUAUGCUAUUCUGGGAUGACUUGUUCAAAACAGUCAGUGUGGCGGCUAAUGUUGUGUGGGCUUUUAGCCUACUGGUUUGUACUUUUUUUUUGAAGUCUCUGGUUUGUACUUUAA